AUUUUGUUAAACUUCUUGCUUUGUUCCUUAAUAUAAUUAUAAAAAUACUUGUAAAAUGUCCAACUCUAACGCUCCCGGUUCACAAGCUUUGAACAAAUUAAAAUCUCGAGAUAUUGUCACAGAUCAAUUUAAAAAACCAUUGCCAAAACCAUUGGAAUGUUCACUAGUGGCAAGGAAAAAACCAAAAUUGAAAAUUCUUACCGAAGACAAAUAUAUUGAAGAAAUGGCAAAAAUUAUAGAAAGAGAUUUUUUUCCGGAUUUGGAACGUUUAAGAGCACAAAAUAAAUAUUUGGAUGCGAUGGAACGUAACGAUUUUGCACAAAUGGAAGCUAUACGUGCAAAAUAUAGUGGUAAACAGCCAUUAAUACGAUCAAGACAAAGCACACCCGCUACCUUUGAAACUCCAGCUAGCUUAUCGCAACAGACUCCUGCAAGCGCUGCAAAUCUCUCUAUUCCUUCUGCUAACGAUACUCUCAAAAAUUCAAAAUCGAACAAUAAGGAAGAGACAGUAACACAAUUUGAUAAGCAUUCAUUAGAUUCUUUUUUACAAGCUUAUACUAGCGAAGAUAAUUACAGUUUUGAGGAAAUAAUGGAGAUUGCCGAUCAAAAGCUGAAGCAAAAGUUUGCUAUCUUAUAUAAUGAGGAAAAAAUAUCUGCUGAGAAAUUGGCAAAAGUUCUAAUGUUGCCUUCAAUAGAAGAUCAAUUCGAAGAGGAUCGAAGUACGCUCAUGCGAAAAAUUGACACCUGGGCUUAUAAAAAUAAAAAUUCAAUUAUGUAUAUCCCCGAUGGAGUUGAGCUAACAAAAGAAGAACGAAUAGACAUGGCCAGUCGAAAACAAAUUGUCCAACAUCAGGCGACAAGGUUAAACGAAAAUCCUUUCCGCGAUAGCAGCAACGAUAGCAACGAUAUUCUCAAAAAUUCGGCACGAAUAUUAACUAAUAUUAUUGACAAUGAAGACGGCGUUAAAGGCGAUUGUUUAAAUUCUCUUACAGUUAAAGGUUUUGACUUGGUUCAAACGCCAUCGCCUAGGCCUGGCGAAGCUUUCUCUCCUUUAAUGACUUGGGGCGAAAUUGAAGGUACACCUUUCCGUUUGGACGGUUCAGAUACGCCAGUACGCUCUAAUGCAGGGCCAUCGUUUAAAAUCAAUGAGACGUCACGACGAGAGAAUAUCGCCUUAGCUUUAGCUGAAAAAAUUGGCGAGAAAAUGAGGGCGCAAAAACAAAAAGCCAUGGACACGGCUCGGCGUAAUAUUGCAUCGCCAUUUAUACGAUCUAAUAUCGAACGGCUCGCUUCCAUGUCGCCGGCCGCACGUCGUUUAGCCACAACUAAACUGGGUUUGCGAACGCCUGUUGUAUCGACGCCCUCACCUUUAAUAACCUCGCAGAAAAGAUGCAGAUCAACAAACACUUCUGGUGCAGGCCAAAAACUCCCCACUUCGUUAGUCGCGCCAUUGUUAUCACCAUCUACCAGCACUGUUCAGAAAGAAAUAAAUACCGAAAAAUCCACCUUAACCGAUGAUUUACUACAAAUACCUACGAAACGUUUGCGGGCUGCAGAUUUUUUCUGAUGAUUUUUAUUUAUA
Glossina fuscipes is the source of this 1582-nucleotide messenger RNA. RefSeq names its product splicing factor ESS-2 homolog (gene Es2). The coding region runs from base 56 to 1567 and encodes 503 amino acids. The transcript is spliced from 2 exons. Lineage: Eukaryota; Metazoa; Arthropoda; Insecta; Diptera; Glossinidae. The record is from RefSeq and is a predicted model, not a curated record. Gene Ontology annotation, cellular component: catalytic step 2 spliceosome.